Messenger RNA from Labrus mixtus (cuckoo wrasse), 3569 nucleotides. Its product is annotated as zinc finger protein 569-like. NCBI's taxonomy places the organism in Eukaryota, Metazoa, Chordata, Actinopteri, Labriformes, Labridae. The record is from RefSeq and is a predicted model, not a curated record. Bases 63 to 3476 code for a protein of 1137 amino acids. Gene Ontology annotation, molecular function: RNA polymerase II cis-regulatory region sequence-specific DNA binding; DNA-binding transcription factor activity. The transcript is spliced from 2 exons. Gene Ontology annotation, biological process: regulation of transcription by RNA polymerase II.
UUGACUGGACUUCAUCUUCUCGCUGCGGCUCACAGAGACCUGAGAGGACCAACAACAACAACAUGUGGAUCCGAAGAGGAGCUCCACCGACAAACUCACCUACUGGACGUGAUUUUAACACCGGAAAUGAAGCUGCACAGAGCAGUGAAGUCCAGCAGCUGGUGGUGAGUAAAGAAGAGCAGCAGGAGUGGAGCCCCAGUCUGGACCAGGAGGACCCUGAGCCCCCACACAUUAAAGAAGAACAGGAGGAACUGUGGAGCAGUCAGGAGGAAGAACAGCUUCAAGGACUGGAGGAGGCUGAUACCACCAAGUUCCCCUUCACUCCUGUCUCUGUGAAGAGUGAAGAUGAUGAAGAGGAAGCUCAGUCCUCACAGCUUCAUCAGAGAGAAACUGAACAGAUGGAAACAGGAGCUGAUGGAGAGGACUGUGGAGGAGCAGAACCAGAGACUGAUGACAUGACUGAGGACUCUUCUGACCCUGAGACUGAAGACUGGAAGGAUGCUGAUAGAAAACCCUUUUCCUGCUCUUUGUGUGGUAAAAGAUUUGAACAUCAAGGAAAUCUUAACGUACACAUGAGAACACACACAGGAGUAAAACCUUUCAGUUGUUCAUUCUGUGGCAAACGGUUUACUCAAAAGGCCGGUCUGGACUAUCACCUGAGAACUCACACUGUAGAGGGAUCAUACAGCUGCUCGAUCUGUGCCAAAACAUUUAAAUAUAAAGGAGCCUUGACAUGUCACAUGGAUACUCACACAGGGGUGAAACUGCUCAGCUGCAGUGACUGUGGCAAAAGAUUCAGAUGUACAUCACAGCUCAAAAUCCACAAGUGUGUUGGUAAGACGUCCCACCUUCACACAAACCCAAGUAACAAACACAAGACGCCACUGAGCUGCACUGAAUGUGAUGCAACGUUUCCUAACAAUUAUCUGCUCGUGACCCACAUGAGGAUGCACAAAGGCAAGAAACUGUUCACCUGCAAAGUUUGUGGCCAGAAACGUCAGUUUAGUUCCCACCUAGAGAUACACAUGAGAACCCAUACUGGAGAGAAACCAUACAGUUGUCCUGUUUGUGAUAAAAGGUUUUCACAAAGCGGUAUAAUGAGGCAACACAUGGCCGUCCACUUGGUGGAGAAACCAUACAGCUGCUCUGACUGUGGGAGAAGGUUCUUCUGGAAGUUUCAAGUGAAAAAACACAAGUGUCUUGGAAAGUACCAAAGAAGAACUGGAUCUCAUUGUCAGGACUAUAAAGAACCAGGACAGGGAAGGAUUUUAAAUCCAGACGCAGAUUUGAAAGCAGACUGUGAUGAAGAGACCAAACCAUCUGUUGGAACUGAUGACAGUGUUGACAUCGAAUUUUGGAAAGGCACCAGGAAACAUCACCAAGGUUUCACUUAUCAGAGAAAUAAAAGAGUGUCAGGGAAAGAUGGAUGUAGUCCUGGCAAGAAAUUAUCAACUUGUUCUCAUGAUAUAAUCCAACCUAAGAAACACUACACUGUUAACAUUGAUUUAUGCAAUCAAGCCAAGCAGCUCCACUCAGGUCUGACCUACCUGAAGAAUCCAGACGUCUCUCUGGACGGUGCAGAGAGAUCCUCCCUCGGCUUCUUUGAGUGUCUUAAAUCAUCUAAAGACCCUCAGACUCUGCUCUCACACCAGACAUGUGAUGAGGGAAAACAACCCAAUAGUUGUCGGAAAGGAUUCACAACAGGAGGCUGUUUGACGAGACACAUAUCUGUCCAGAAACGACUCGGCUGUAUCGUCUGUGAGAAAACAUUUAUUAAAGAGUCCCAGUUCAUUAACCAUGUGUGUGUUGGCGAGUCCUCAGAGCAGAAUCAGAGCCGGACUGAGGGACCGAUAGUAGCCGACAGAUCUAUCAGCUGCUCUCACUGUGGGGAAGGAUUUGUCAGUCAGCACAAUCUGCUGGUGCACAUGAAAGUUCAUACUGAGGAGAAUUUAAGUUUCCAUAUGACAUGUCGCACUGCGGAGAAGCCAUUCUGCUGCUCGGUGUGUAACACAGGGUUCACUGACUGUGAGUCUUUGGUUAUACACAUGAGAACCCACACCGGACACACACAGUUCAGCUGCUCAGUUUGUGGUCAAGAAUUUGCCUGGAGAAGACUUUUGACAAAACAUAUGGAGGUCCACACACCUGAGAACAUCUGCAGCGGUUCUGUUUGUCACCAAAGACUGUCUGGGCCCUCUGAGUUAGAAAAACUUGAGUGUGUUGGAGGUCCGGCUUCAGAGCUUCAUCCAAACCGAAGUGAGGAGAAAAGAGAGACAGGAACAGGAGCUGAUGGAGAGGACUGUGGAGGAGACUCAGGUCCAGAGACUGAGGUCAAGACUGAAGACAGUAAUAACUGGAAGGCGAGUGGAGAACAUCAGUCAGGUUUAAAGUCUCUGAGAAAUGAUGAUGUCUCCCAGAGUUCAGUAACAUUUGACUCUGACAGGAAACAAGAAUUCUGCUCUGACUCUGAUCAAACCUUUGACAACAAUCACCUCCUGAAGAUCCACAGACAUGAUCACACAGGAGAUAAACUUUUCAAUGGAUCAGGAUGUGAGAACCAGUUAACACAAAGAGGAAGUCUGGGCCAACACAUGAUGGACCAAAGAGGGGUACACAGAGGGGCCAAGCAGGAGGACACAGAGCCUCCACUUAUUAAGGAGGAACAGGAGGAGAUCUGGAUCGGUCAGGCUGAUACCACCAAGUUCCCCUUCACUCCUGUCUCUAUGAAGAGUGAAGAUGAUGAAGAGGAAGCUCAGUCCUCACAGCUUCAUCAGAGACAAACUGAACAGAUGGAAACAGGAGCUGAUGGAGAGGACUGUGGAGGAGAAGAACCAGAGAGGGACUCAGAUCCAGAGACACCUUUAGGACCAAAGACUGAGGACAAGACUGAAGACUCUUCUGGAACUGAGGGCAGUGUGGACAGUGACUUUUGGAAAGAGACCAGAGAACGCCCGUCAGGUCUAAGACAUGAUGAGAUCUCUGCCAGUGAUUCUGGAUUUAAUUCAGUCAAGAAAACGUUGAUCUGCUUGGCUGAUAACGUUUCAGAGACUCUGGACGCUGAGAGCGAUGACAGAGACUUUGGGAGAGAAGGAAAUAGAAAACCUGAGUCAGAGGUAAACUCUGAAGAGAUUCAUACUCACAGGAAACCACACAGCUGCUCCGAGUGUGGUAAACGUUUUCACCAAAUUUUGAAUUUGAAAAACCACAUGAGGUUUCACGAAAGAGAGCGAUUCCUUUGUUCAGUGUGUGGUCUCAAGUGUCUUUAUGUGUCCCACCUGAGGAUACACAUGAGGACACAUACAGGAGAGAAACCAUUCGUGUGUCCAGUUUGUGGGAAAAAAUAUGCCCAUAAGGCAAGUAUGCAUACUCACAUGGCUGUACACACUGUAGAAAAAAAACACAUCUGUAACGUCUGUGACAGAAGCUUUGCGUGGUAUACAGAGCUGAAAUACCAUCAGUGUGUUGGAGAGUCGUGACACAAGACGACCUUCAGGAGAGAGAGCAUGUCGACUCACACCGUAGAUGACUGACUCUCCUGUCGGACUGACUCGCAUUCUUUCGGACUGACU